AUGGCUUUUUUCGCUCACAUUUCCCACUUUACUUUCAUUUUCCAAAAUGCCUGGAUAACAUUAUUUUUCUUACUACUCUCCUAUGUUUUUACGCUCUCCGUUUAUCGUCUAUAUUUCCAUCCACUGGCCAAGUUCCCGGGGCCGAAACUCGCAGCACUGACCCUGUGGUAUGAAUAUUACUACGACGGCAUUAAAACUGGACAAUACACCUUCGAGAUCGAGCGCAUGCAUCAGAAAUAUGGGCCAAUUGUUCGCAUCAGCCCUUACGAGCUCCAUGUUAACGAUCCAAAGUUUCUUGAUGUUCUCUAUACGGGCCCUGGAGCUCGUAGGGAUAAAUAUGAGUACUAUUCAGGUCAAUUUGGCCAACCCAAUAGCGCUUUUGGCACCUCGAAACACGAUCUACACCGUGUUCGUCGCUCGGCUCUUAAUCAAUUUUUCUCCAAGUUCUCGAUUAGACAACUAGAACCUACCCUUUCCCAGAAAAUUUUAUUCUUCUGCGACUUGUUGGACAAACAUACAGACUCUGGCAAACCCGUCAAUUUAUCGAAUGCUUAUAGCUGCAUAACUAGUGAUGUAGCGAUUGAUUAUGCUUUUGGGCGUGGCCCAAACUUCGUUUCGUUCGAGAAUCCAGACUUUGAAAGAACUUUUCGACCAGCAAUACUAAGUAUCACUAAAAUGGGCGUACAUUUCAAGCACUUCGGUUGGGCUCGAUCUGCCCUGGAGUUUAUUCCAGUGCCAUUACUUGCACGGUUUCACCAGGGGAUGGCAGAGUUCAUGAAAUUUCAAAAAGAUAUUGCAAUUCAAGUUCGACAUAUCCUAGACGGCAGCAAUAAAGGGCAUGAACAAGGCGGUAAGACGAUAUUUCAUGCUCUUCUUACCAGUCGCCUCCCACCAGAAGAGAAGACACAGGAUCGACUGUUUCAAGAGGGUAUAGUCAUCGUGGGUGCCGGAACUGAAACUACAGCAUGGGCAUUAUCCGUUGGAACCUUUUACCUUUUAAGCAAUCCGGAGGUCCUGGCCAAACUUCGUCAAGAGCUUGAGGACGCCAUUCCAGACCCAGCCAAACUUCCUUCUUUGGCCGUUUUGGAGAACCUUCCCGCAGUGGUUAUGGAAUCAUUGCGUUUAUCAUACGGUGUUUCGACCCGCUCACAGAGAAUCUCGCCGGACCAGCCGCUGAUAUUUAAAUCAAGCCUAGAACCCAGUAGCAAGGCAGGGUGUGUCGAAUAUGAGAUUCCAGCUGGUACGCCAGUAGGCAUGACAUGUUACUUAAUCCACAAUAAUACGGACAUCUUCCCUGAACCAAAAAGAUUCAUUCCCGAGAGGUGGCUUGAUCAUGAGGGCAAACGCCAUCGGCAUCUAGAUCCGUUUAUCAUGGCAUUCUCGAAAGGAACACGGCAAUGCUUGGGCAUUAACCUUGCAUAUGCAGAGAUGUACAUGUCACUUGCCGCUGUUAUGCGGGUAUUUGGUGGUCGUUUUCAACUAUUUAAGACUACAUUAAAAGACGUGGAGAUGAAGGCCGAUUUAUUUGUUCCGGCUCCGCAAGGCGAAAGUAGGGGUGUCCAGGUUUUGGUGCGAGCGGAUUGA
Molecule: messenger RNA, 1584 nt
Organism: Ophidiomyces ophidiicola
Lineage: Eukaryota; Fungi; Ascomycota; Eurotiomycetes; Onygenales; Onygenaceae
Exons: 9
Coding region: 1-1584 (527 amino acids)
Molecular function (GO): monooxygenase activity; oxidoreductase activity, acting on paired donors, with incorporation or reduction of molecular oxygen; heme binding
Source: RefSeq, a predicted model, not a curated record